Molecule: messenger RNA, 1272 nt
Organism: Boeremia exigua
Lineage: Eukaryota; Fungi; Ascomycota; Dothideomycetes; Pleosporales; Didymellaceae
Product: ethanolaminephosphotransferase 1
Exons: 6
Coding region: 1-1272 (423 amino acids)
Biological process (GO): phospholipid biosynthetic process
Cellular component (GO): membrane
Molecular function (GO): phosphotransferase activity, for other substituted phosphate groups
Source: RefSeq, a predicted model, not a curated record
AUGCCGCCGAGCAAAGAAACUGCAAGGCACGAAUGUGUCUCCGAGGAUGCGCUGCAGCACCUCAAGACGUACAAAUACUCGAGCGUGGACAAAUCCUUCAUCUCCCGCUACAUCCUUAAACACUACUGGAAUGGCUUCGUGGAGCUGCUUCCCAUGUGGAUUGCGCCAAACCUUGUCACUUUGCUAGGCUUCUUCUUCAUUAUUGGGAAUAUCGCGUUGUUGGAGCUGUACAUCCCGGAUCUGGUCGGACCGGCACCAUCAUGGGUAUACUACAGUUUCGCGUUUGGUAUGUGGAUGUACUCGACUAUGGACAAUGUCGACGGCAAACAAGCGCGCCGCACUGGAACCUCAAGCCCGCUCGGAGAGCUUUUCGACCAUGGGAUAGACUCUCUGAACUGCACUCUUGCUAGCCUUCUCGAGACUGCCGCUGUUGGGUACGGCUCCACCAAGAUUGGCGCCUUUACUGCCCUUGUGCCGGUGCUGCCUAUGUUCCUCUCCACUUGGGAGACAUAUCACACACACACGCUGUAUCUUGGCUAUUUCAACGGCCCUACAGAGGGACUAAUCCUUGCAUGCACCUUCAUCUGCAUGUCCGGCUAUUUCGGCCCUGAGAUUUGGUCGACUCCUCUGGCGCACUACUUCCCGUCCUACAAAGCAGAGAUCGGCGACGUUACCCUGAAGGAGCUCUGGGUUCCUAUCAUCCUUUUCACGUUCUUCGUUGCCCACGUGCCAGCCUGUCUGGUAAAUGUUGCAAAGGCACGCCGAUCCAGAAAUCAGCCUUUCCUUCCGACCAUCUACGAGUGGACUCCGCUGGUCAUCUUCACUGUAUGCACCAUUGCCUGGCUCGGAUCCCCAUACUCCCACCUGCUCGAAGAGAACCACCUGGUGUUGUAUUGCUUGACCAUGUCCCUGGUCUUUGGGCGCAUGACAACUAAGAUCAUCCUGGCUCAUCUUACCCACCAGCCAUUCCCAUACUGGACAAUCAUGCUCGCGCCCAUGAUUGGAGGCGCUCUACUCGUUAACCACCCAUACUUCACGAUUCCUGGUACAACCUUCGGGCCCCUAUCUGCGGCCACAGAACUGUGGUACCUCCGCGCGUACUUCGUCUUUGCAGCUGUUGUGUACGGCCGAUGGGCUCACCUGGUCAUCACCAGCAUUUGCGAAUACCUCGGCAUCAACUGCUUGACCAUCCCCAAACAGACAAGGGAGAUGAACGCCAAAUCUAAUGGUGUCGUCAAUGGUACCCACCCUGAGAAGGGCCGUACCGAUUGA